AUGUUCAAACUGGAGGAGCAUCAAACUGAAGAGCAUCCAAUCAGUGAUAGUGAAGAAGAACUGGAGCAGCCCACCAAUGCUUAUGCAUUCGUUACGAAAUCACCCAGAAAUGUGACGAAAUCUCACAGUAAAAAGGGAAAAAGGUCCGCUAAAAGGAAGGGGAUUGCUCAAACUAAGGAAAGGCAAACUGCUGAUCCUUCUGUUGAGCAAAGUGAGAAACAACAGGCUGCAGAGAAAAAUAUUGGGGAACAACAAACUGCUGAAUCUUCUACCAGGAAGUCACCGAGGACAAGUGAUAGUGAAGAAGAACUGGAGCAGCCCAUCAAUACUGAUGCAUCCGUUACGAAAUCACCCAGAAAUGUGACGAAAUCUCACAGUAAAAAGGGAAAAAGGUCAGCUAAAAGGAAUGGAAUUGCUCAAACUAAGGAAAGGCAAACUGCUGAUCCUUCUGUUGAGCAAAGUGAGAAACAGCAGGCUGCAGAGAAAAAUGUUGGGGAUGGAAAGAGAAAGCGUCCUGCCAAAGAGCAACGUGAGGCUCAAACUGCAGAGGAACCUAUCCCCUUACCCAAGUUCAUUGAUAAUGUUGUCAGGGAGAGAAAGUCAACCAUUAAGUCCUUUUCAUCCAACUCUGAGGUCAUUUCUUUGUUUGAGAAUCUUAAACAACACAUCCUACUCCUUGAAAAUGGUCUGAUGAUGACCAUGUCAUCCGAACAACAAGCCACCUUCAUUAACAAGAGAAAUCUGCUUGUGCCUCCCAUUCCUCAAGAUAAUGUGAAUGCACACCAAAAGGAACCUAGAACUAAGCCAACUACUGAAACUAUUCCAGAGUACCAUGCCUCCAAUUCUCAGCCACAGGACAAGAGAAAGGCUCCAGCAACUGAAGAAGAAACUGAAGAGGAUGAUGAUGAGGACACUGAAGAGGAAGAAGUGGAUCCUGCUCAGUUUCGCCUAACAAGGAGGAGGCCUGGAUCGUCCAAGAUUACCAUUUAG
Molecule: messenger RNA, 990 nt
Organism: Coffea arabica (coffee)
Lineage: Eukaryota; Viridiplantae; Streptophyta; Magnoliopsida; Gentianales; Rubiaceae
Source: RefSeq, a predicted model, not a curated record